AUGCAACGCGGCGGCCGCCAUCGCGGCGGAAGCAACAACUAUCGAGGUCGAGGUCGCGGCAGAGGCGCCGGCAGCAUCCAACCCCUCCGCGGGCUCUUCGCCUCCAAUAUCUGGCACUGCGACUGCAGCCCACGCCUGCCCGCCGAACACUUCAAAGUGAAAAAAGAAGGACGGAACCAAGGACGGUGGUUCUACACCUGUCAGAAUCGGAAUAAAGGGCCACCCGGUAGUGGGGAGAAGAACAAGGGGGGUUGUGAUUUUUUCUUGUGGGAUGAGGAUGCGCGGUUGAGGGAGGAGGGGAGUGUUAUUGGGAAUGGGAGGGAGAGGGAGAGGGAGGGGCAGGAGGGGUGGGAUGCGGGGAGGGGUGGUGGGAAGGGGUUGUUUUCUGAUGCUGCUUCUUCGGGGAAGAGUCGUGGUGGGCAGGUUGUUGUGAGGGAGGACUCUGAUACGGACGUUUCGCCUUCGCCGACGCCUACCCCUGUUGCGAAUGUGAGGAAGAAGCGGAAUGCACGGGAUGCGAGUUUGGAUAACGAUGACGAGGAGGAGGAUUUCGGGUUGCAGCCUGAUGAAGAGCAGGAAUUGGCGAAGUUGGAUACCUCGUCAUUUGAGACCCCGCAGAAAGUGCAGAAGACUGGCGUCUACGCCACGCCGGCGACGACUGUGCGCAAGACGAGUCGCAAGCUGCCCUGGGCCGAUGAGGUCGUCGAGCCUGUGAGUCCCCCGACGUCGACGAGAAAGACGGUUGUGGACUACUUCACCACUCCAUCGAAACCACCCGCGAAAGCAGUCACAUUCGAAGAACCCCCGACUUCCAGCAACGCAACAAUAACAACCAGCAGCAGCAUCAUCCAAACCCCCGCCGACUCCACCACCACCCCAGCCCACCCAUCCUCCCCCUCCCCCUCCUCCCGAUACAAAGACGCCCUCCUCGACCCGGCCGACUCCUCCAGCUCCCUAACAAGCGAAGUCCUCGCCGAGCUCUCCGCCCUCGUCCCCAACAUCCCCCGCGAGAAACUCUCCACCCUCCGCGGUAUCCUCUCGAAACACGACCUCAAGACGCAGGGCGUCACGAAGGGGAGGGAUAUCUCGCGGCUGGCGCUCAAGGCGAAAGGGGCGAAGAUUGCGGAGCUGGAGGCGAGGAUUGCGAGUUUGGAGGCGGAGAGGGAGGUGGAUCGGAGUUUGAUUGCGGGGUUGAGGUGGAGGAGGGGGGUUGGACGGGAUGAGGAGGAGGGGGAUGAGGAUGGGGAGAGUCAGCUUUGA
Molecule: messenger RNA, 1260 nt
Organism: Zasmidium cellare ATCC 36951
Lineage: Eukaryota; Fungi; Ascomycota; Dothideomycetes; Mycosphaerellales; Mycosphaerellaceae
Exons: 1
Coding region: 1-1260 (419 amino acids)
Molecular function (GO): zinc ion binding
Source: RefSeq, a predicted model, not a curated record